Messenger RNA from Drosophila subpulchrella, 565 nucleotides. RefSeq lists its product as uncharacterized. Lineage: Eukaryota; Metazoa; Arthropoda; Insecta; Diptera; Drosophilidae. Bases 102 to 482 code for a protein of 126 amino acids. The record is from RefSeq and is a predicted model, not a curated record. The transcript is spliced from 2 exons.
AAAGUAAGAGUUCAUUCAGAGAUAACGAAUAAAUAAUAUAAAAUCGCCACUGCGGUGAAUGAACUUGGAGGGGUGACCAGUUCCCUUGAGGGAACUACGGGAUGAUUUCGCUUUCUUCGGGGAAUUGGGAUUUGUUUAUCUCAGCUUGGAGGGGACUAUAUAAGAAUCGAAGUUGGUGUAAAAAGUUACAGUCUGCAUUUAAUGAGGAGCACAGAAUGAAGCUGACCCUGCUGUUGAUCGUUUGCUUUUGCCUUUAUGGGCUGGCCCUGGGCAAUUCAAUUGUGGUAACAAAGCCACCAUUCAUUCGCAGUCGCUAUAGUUUGCGCUGGCGAAAGACAACCACCGUGGUUCCGGAGGCACCCACUGGAUCCUCAAUCAAUAUCGUCACCACCACUGGUCAUCCCAGUUUGGCCUCCUCCACCGCCAAUGUGGACUACGAUUAUUACGGCAAUGGAGAGGUCGAAAAUGUGGUGCACAAGUAAACAAGAUAUAACACAAAAUUUAAAUAAAAGUGUCAAUUAAAUCAUUAAUUAAUCGCCGCAGCAUAGAAAUUGUAACAAUGUAA